AUGCUGACAGGAGAAUCCGAUCGCAGAUCCCACAUAGACCACGAACAGUCAUGCCCAUGCGAAAACUGUUACAAAGCUGGCGUUGAGUGCGUGCCUGCAACAUCGAAUAGAGGACGAACACGAAGGCAAUCGCGCCCACAGCAAGCCGAGAGUGGCCUGGAGUCAUUCGGGUUCCCGCACAGUCGAGUGCACUUUCCUGCAUCAGACCAAGUCGAUUCACGCCUCUCGGACCAAGUUGACUUGCACCUGUCGGAUCGCACAUUCGCAAGCGUCUCACCUACAGCGAGUCUCGGAGGAGCAGGUGAACGUCGCGGUGGUACUGACAUUGAUGGUAUCAUUUCUGCUGGCGACCUUCAUGGCACUGCAGACAUAUUGAAUUUUGUUCAGAGCAUCACUGGCGCUUCUACUGCCGCGGACUCCCCAAACGGCAGGCUGAAUGUCUACUCUAAACUGGCCAGUCCGCAUGUGCAAGCCGCGCUGGAUCCUGUGACGCCUUGCUCGGAAUACUUUCUUAUCUCGUCUGGUCAGUUGACCUUUCCAGAGCUGGCACGACUCCUCGAACGAUUUGCUGAGGUGUAUUGUCCCUACUAUCCAAUCAUUCCACGGAAGGCACUAUGCCGGGAGAAUUUAGCGAACAUGGCGAAUUGCGAGCCUGUUCUUCUUACGGCGAUGAUAACAAUAGCCGCACAGGACAUUCGUGGAGCUAACGAUCGUAUACUACAGAGCUGCUCCCAGUACAUGCAAAUCUUGUUGGGUGAGAUAAUGUUAGGUAUACGAUGCAAAGUGGACGCUCUCGAGGCUACACUCUUAUUAGCAGAAUGGGAACCUCAAUACUCCCUCCUGGACUCUACAGCCAGAAGAUGCGGUGGCGAAGACACUGCUGCGUUUAUGCAUAUUGGUCUGGCACUUCGAAUAGCUUCCUUCUUGGACCUGGAGCAGGCUUUUCCCGAAGAGUCUAAAAAACCAGCGGAUCAAAUUACAAGGGAGGCUUUGGCUUAUGUCGCUUGCUUCUUGUCCGACCGCCAGAUCUCUAUUCGUACAGGCCGACAGUUUGGCUUUCACGGCACAACUCCGGCAUUUUUGGCCCGACUGCUUCUGUUUGCAGACACUCACCGAAGGAAUGUGAAAUGCAAAACGAGCAACGCUGAUCAAGCUAAGAUACUGGAAGCACGCCUAGAGCUUACCUCAAUCUAUAGCGAGGUGCAUCAACAUCUCUAUCGUGGACAGAUCGAUGCCAGCAGGACGUUGCAGGACCAGAUAUGCGACCCCCGGCUCAAUGAGUUUCGAACAGCCAUGACUGCAUGGAAGACUAAGUGGGGCGGUGUUGAUUACCCAACACAAGUGAAGAUCCAGCUGGACUUGUCGUUUGAGUAUUUAAGACUGUACGCAAAUGCUUUCGUUUUUCGCGACAGGGCUGGGAAUCAUGAUAGUUGCUCUAUCGAUCAAACUGCGUCCGGACUUUCGUCUACAGACGACUUCUUCUUGCAGUCUCUGGACGCUGCAAAAACGUUCCUCGCCAUUUUAAACAAUCACAUACCCCCCGGAAACCCUUUCAAUUAUUUACCUAUCCGAUUCCUUCUUUACGCUGUCAAUUGUGCUGUGCUUCUAUAUAAGAUCCUCACCCUGAAGAUCGUCCCGCAGCAGGAGAUCGUGCGCGUGCACGUACUAGUACGGGCAACCAUAAAAAGGUUGAAGCAAAGCAGCCUACGUCCGAGUGAUCUAGCGUCGCACUACGGUCAUCUACUCGAUUUUCUGUGGUCGACAGAGAGAUAUAGGCUGAACCCGGAUCCUGACUUAAGUUCAACCUCCGAACCCUUUCCAACCAGACGAUCCGAUGUGGAUGUAGAUCUCGAAAACACGUCUAGUUUUGUAUCAGGAGAUACCACGGGCGUAGAUCUAGUCUACUCGAGCCAACAUCAGUACCGUCAGGACCGUCCGGACCAGAACCCAGACCUCAAUUAUGACAUUUUGCAGCAGCUCACAGCGCACGAUCCUGCAUGGGAGAAUCUAUUGUUUGGCGACAAUCUAGCAGAAGACACAACUCACUAG
Exophiala oligosperma is the source of this 2049-nucleotide messenger RNA. RefSeq lists its product as uncharacterized. Lineage: Eukaryota; Fungi; Ascomycota; Eurotiomycetes; Chaetothyriales; Herpotrichiellaceae. The record is from RefSeq and is a predicted model, not a curated record. Gene Ontology annotation, biological process: DNA-templated transcription. Gene Ontology annotation, cellular component: nucleus. Gene Ontology annotation, molecular function: DNA binding; zinc ion binding; DNA-binding transcription factor activity, RNA polymerase II-specific. The transcript has 6 exons. The coding region runs from base 1 to 2049 and encodes 682 amino acids.